CUACGGGAAGCGGAGGGAAGAAAAGCGCCCGGAGCAGGGAGACAGCUUAGCUAACCCGGCAGAGCGGCAAGCUGGCGGACCCUGCAGUCCCCGCGGCAGAGACAGAGACGGCGGAGGACGACGAGGAUGAGGCGCUUCCGCACUCAGAGGCGGUGGACGUUUUCCAAGAGGGCCUCGCCAUGGUGGUGCAAGACCCGCUGCUGUGCGACCUUCCGAUCCAGGUGACCCUGGAGGAGGUCAACUCCCAGAUAGCACUCGAGUACGGCCAAGCAAUGACAGUCCGAGUGUGCAAGAUGGACGGAGAAGUGAUGCCUGUGGUUGUCAUCCAGAACGCCACUGUCCUGGACCUGAAGAAAGCCAUCCAGAGGCACGUGCAGCUGAGGCAGGAGCGGGAAGGGGGCGUGCAGCACAUCAGCUGGUCUUAUGUGUGGAGAACGUACCACUUGACCUCUGCAGGUGAGAAGCUCACAGAGAACAGGAAGAAGCUUCGAGACUACGGAAUCCGGAACCGAGAUGAGGUGUCCUUCAUCAAGAAGCUGCGGCAGAAGUGAAGCUCCAGACAAGGGCUCCACAUCGGUGGCCACACUUGGCCCCCAGCAGAGGGAUGUAUCCACCACUGUCGCUUCUCACAGAAAAGAGCUGAGCUGGCCUUGGCCAAGGCGUGCUUGUCAGCAUGGCCUGGGCCUCAGCCCCAGGACCAGAGAAGCAGGAAUGGACCCACCUGAUCCCAAACCAUGUCAUCCUUCCCCUGUGUACGGAAUAAAACUGUUGGCUUUUUA
Erinaceus europaeus (western European hedgehog) is the source of this 779-nucleotide messenger RNA. It is a transcript of the gene SNRNP25, whose product is annotated as small nuclear ribonucleoprotein U11/U12 subunit 25. Gene Ontology annotation, cellular component: U12-type spliceosomal complex. Bases 180 to 551 code for a protein of 123 amino acids. Lineage: Eukaryota; Metazoa; Chordata; Mammalia; Eulipotyphla; Erinaceidae. Gene Ontology annotation, biological process: mRNA splicing, via spliceosome. The transcript is spliced from 5 exons. The record is from RefSeq and is a predicted model, not a curated record.